AUGGGUGAUGCAAAGAUGAAAUGUGCUGCGAAGACAAAAUCCUUGGAGCUAGGAAGAAGACUUUUGGUGCUGUUGGGAGUAUUGGGCAAGAAGGUGCAAGGGUGGGGUUCACAUAAACGGGCGUUCAUUUGGACAUUUAAGGAGAAUGCCAACGAGAACGAUGCCUUUGAAGUCCGCUUAGUCAGACUGGAUUGGAAUUUGGCUCCUCAACGCGUUGGGUACACGCGUUUCCCGUUCUUCGUCAAUAGCGGGUGGUCGAUGGGUUGCCACGUCCCGGAUUCAAGCGAAGUGGGGUCCAUUACCCUCAGCAACCUCGCAAUUCAUCCUCCCGCAAUUCAUCAUGGGGUCCUGUCAGACGACGAUCUACGAUGGGUGGAAGGGCCCACAGAACAAGACCAUGGAAAAUGGAAGCAGUAA
Fimicolochytrium jonesii is the source of this 417-nucleotide messenger RNA. RefSeq lists its product as uncharacterized. The transcript has a single exon. Lineage: Eukaryota; Fungi; Chytridiomycota; Chytridiomycetes; Spizellomycetales; Powellomycetaceae. The record is from RefSeq and is a predicted model, not a curated record. Bases 1 to 417 code for a protein of 138 amino acids.